UUCCAUGGAAAUACGUUAUGCUUGUAGCAGCGCUUCUUGUCUUAAGUCAUAAAUAUAGUGCUAAUUCAUAUACAAAUUAGUUCCAGGAGUAGGUUGGUAACUGUACAAGCCUGUUACGAUCAUUCAUCACAGGCUAGAAAGCACAGAAAUGGAACAAUGCAUUAGUUUGCAUGCUUGCUAUUGCUUAGAAUGCUAAUCAUUAUUCUACCUGCUAAUAUGCUAGCUAAACGGAGUCAAAAGACAGUUUAGUUACAGUACAUCUCUCGUAACAGUAAUUGGAAGAAGAGGGAAGCGUCGGAUUUCUAAAUGUAUUUUUUGUGCAGGUAGCCUACAGUAGAUGUGAGUUGAGGAUGGCGGAGGUGGUGUUGGGUGUUGGUACAGGUGUAUUCAUCCUCGCUUUAAUCUGGAUUGUGACUCUCGCGCUCGCCAUCAUUCUUUCGCGCGCAACCGGUGCAACAAAGUUAGGGAUUAUUCCUAUAUUUCUUCUGGCGCUCACCAUCUCACUGGUCCUAGUGUUUUUCCCGCGCGCCCCUGAAGUACCCACCCCCGAAACAAAAAUUCAGAUUGUGGAUAUGUUUUUCAUCGGCCGGUACGUGCUCCUGUCCUUGGCGAGUGUGGUGUUUUUGGCAGCCCUGUUCAUGUUACUGCCCUUACAUUUCCUGGAGCCUGUAUAUGCCAAGCCCCUGAGAACACACUAGACCUCGAGCCUUCAUGUGCCAAACUGCUACAGAUACCCCAAAGCAGGGCAGCCAACCUGGCAGCACCAUCGAUGAACGGACCCUGCUUGAGAUGAAAGAGACCAGCAGCAGGUUCCAGGGCUUUUGUCUUCCUCUCCAAAUCAGAGAUGUCCACAUCUCUCUGAGAGCACAUCAUAGAGGUGGCUGAGUGAAGCGACGCAUUGGCAGCAUUUUCAAAAAGGCCUGAUUUGUCCCAUUUUAAGGGUUAGAUGUACAGUAACUGCAGAAAUGUGUUACAUGAGAUGCUGACGUUGUACUUUUGAAUACUUAUGUUAUAAAUUCUUUCUUAUUUUAUAUAACCUUUUUCAGUCUUUUAAAAAUAUUUCUCUGGUGUUUGUUUGUUUUUUCUUAUUUGUUUUGCAAUUGUGUUAUAGUUUACUCCAUUUCAAAAUGAA
This is a messenger RNA of Xyrauchen texanus (razorback sucker), 1132 nucleotides long. RefSeq names its product transmembrane protein 218 (gene tmem218). The coding region runs from base 351 to 698 and encodes 115 amino acids. The record is from RefSeq and is a predicted model, not a curated record. The transcript is spliced from 3 exons. Lineage: Eukaryota; Metazoa; Chordata; Actinopteri; Cypriniformes; Catostomidae.